Molecule: messenger RNA, 2254 nt
Organism: Girardinichthys multiradiatus
Lineage: Eukaryota; Metazoa; Chordata; Actinopteri; Cyprinodontiformes; Goodeidae
Product: MOB kinase activator 2
Exons: 5
Coding region: 586-1269 (227 amino acids)
Biological process (GO): signal transduction; positive regulation of protein phosphorylation
Cellular component (GO): nucleus; cytoplasm
Molecular function (GO): protein kinase activator activity
Source: RefSeq, a predicted model, not a curated record
ACCUUCAGCUGCUCCGCACGUCUCUUCCUUCUCCUUUUCUCCAGCAGUUUUCCAAAGUUUUUCUUGUUUUGCAAAGUUUUUGCACCUUUAAUUCAUUGUCUUUACCUGCCUGCUCCUUUCUGUGAAGCAUCCAAACGUAAAGCGUGUGGGUGGGAAAGAAGGAGAGGAAGGCGGAGUUGUUUUUUUUGUUGUUUUUUUAUUUUAUUUUAUGGGUUGUAGAGAAACCUGCCUGUCUGCUUCGAACGAAGAGAGAAGAGGAGGAGGAGCCUACUGGGUGUGGGAUUCCAGACAAAGGAGACAUAAACACACUGACACUAGAUCAGUGGUGCAAAAAAGGAGAGAGACAGCUGGAAAGCUUCAUUUUUCAACUCCAACUAUAACUCGGGGAAAAGUCUUUUAAAAAAGGGAUUUGUUGGAGUGCAUGUAAGAGCUGUGUGAGCCUUUUUGCGAACUGCUGAGGUAUGUUUGUGUUGGAUCUGGGCUUCACGUAUGCUGCCCACAGUGUGCAGAGGCGUGUGGAUUAGUGUGUUUGGGAUGGAAAAGUGGGGCUGGCUCAGCAAACAGCUCUGCUCUUAGCUUUACGCCAUGGGGGGCUGCCACAGUUACCCCUCGGCUACGAAGGUAGACACCAAGACUCCUCAGCCAUCAGACAUCCACAAUGAGAAACUCGGAGUCAACAACAAUAACCAGGAGCAGCCUCCAUAUCUGCAGCAGCGAAAUGUUUGCCAGAGGAUCACAAACGCUGACAUGUUUGCCCUCACGUCGCUGCCGCCUGGCGUGGACAAAGCGGAGUGGCUGGCCAGCAACACUGUGGCUUUUUUCAAGCACAUAAACCUGUUCUCCAGCGCUCUGUCAGAGUUCUGCAGUCCCAGCACCUGCCCAUUCGCCUGUGGGCCAGGCAACGUGGUCUACUUUUGGACUGACGACCACGGCAGGAAGCUGAAAUGCUCUGCUCCACUUUACUUUGAUUACGCCAUGUCGUACAUUCAGGAGCUUCUGACUGAUGAAGAUGUCUUCCCCACAAAAGCAGGCACAGCGUUUCCGACAGGAUUCAUCUUCCUUGUCCAGAAGGUCUUUUUGCUGUUGUUCAGGACUCUGGCUCACAUUUACUGGUCUCACUAUAGUGAGGUCCUUGCUCUUGGCCUGCAUCCAUACCUAAACACUCUCUUUUUCCACCUAAUGCUUUUCUGCCAGCAGCAUUCACUGCUGGAGCCUGAAGACAUGAAGCCUCUGCAGGAUCUCAUAACCGCUCUGGAACGGCACAAAUAAAACGCUCAGAUUGCCCCGUUCUUGCUUAUUUAUUGGUUAAAGUCUGUAAUAUCGGACUUUUUUUUGUGCAAAACUCCAAAUUAUAUUAUAGUUAAUUUUUUUUAAAGACAGGUCCGGGAGAUGUAAAAUGCCAAAGAAGAUGUGGGAGCCUCUGCUUCCACUUGUGAGCUCAGUUAUUCAAUUAAUGUCAUUUUUAUCAUUAAACCUAUAUUGCAUGUUUGUUUUUAUUUCUAUAACUGCAUAUUGUUUUUUGCAAAAGGCAUCAUCCAUGUCUUCUUCCAUGUAAGAUUCAAAAUAAACGCUACUUCAAGAAGACAUCUAGGCGAAACAAACAGCUUAUGCUGUAAUGGGAUUCUGGGGGUCCCGCAAUACUAAUAUGUGGCUGCAGUUACUAUAAAAGUUUAUAAGUGCAGAAAGUUUGCUUUUUCUUUUUAGAAAGAUUUGUGAUAAACCAUUGUUACAAGAUCAGAGACUGAAUGCUUAUUAUUAAAUGUAAUUUGUAUGUGAAAUUAAGACUUGUAACAAGUUUGGUGCAGUCUUUUAGUUGAACAACAGCACUACCUGCUGCCAGGAGUGAAGUUUACUAUAUCUGAUUUUUUUUUUUUCUGCACUCUUUCUGUUUCUUUAAUGUUGGAUUUUUGCAUUAAAACAAUGCAAAAUGGUACCACUCAUAUUUUAUGUAAAUGUGCACAAACCACUUUAUCCUAACUUUGAGACAUUUCAGUAUGCAACCUUGAUUCAUUAGCACAAACAGAUUUCCAACAAGUGAAGACAAUGGAAAAAAGUUUUUUUUUUUUUUUUUUUUAAGCCCUUAUCAACUUUUUCUCCUAUUUUCUUCUUUCUCUCUUUUAGUAGUGGAGCCAAAACAAAAGGAAGCAAACAUGUCUUUUUUUCUAUAUGUAAAGUCUUUUUAUCCUAUCAAUGUAUUUUUAAAAAAUAAAUAUUUUCUCUGGUGUUAUGAUGGUUAUAAAACCUAUCCACAAGA